AAAAAAAAAAAAACCGAUCUUAGCUGAACAUCAUAGUCGUUGAUAAGCGAAAAUAUAAUAAUAAAAUGAGUUUCCGAAUCGUUAAAAGUAGGAAUAAUUUCCAAAAUGCAAUAAGCGUAUUCAGACAAUUGGACGGUCGUCACAUGUCCACACAAGUGGCAUCGCAACCCAAACGUAACAACGGGAAAAAUAUAGUAAUUGUUGAUGGUGUGCGAACUCCCUUCUUGCAAUCCGGAACGGCUUAUGCGAAUUUGAUGCCACAUGAGCUAGCAAGACACUCGCUGCUCUCGCUUCUGCAAAAGAAUUCCAUUGACAAGGAUCUAAUUGACUAUAUAGUCUAUGGCACUGUUAUACAGGAAGUUAAGACAUCAAACAUAGCACGAGAAGCAGCUCUGUCUGCUGGAUUCAGCGAUAAGACGCCAGCACAUACUGUUACAAUGGCUUGCAUUAGCUCCAAUGCGGCUAUAACUACAGGAAUGGGACUUAUUGCCACUAAUACUUACGAUGUCAUCGUUGCUGGUGGCGUUGAGUUUAUGUCUGAUGUACCAAUUCGCCAUUCACGUAAGAUGAGAGCACUUAUGCUAAAAGCUAACAAGGCAAAAACUUUGGGUCAACGGCUCGGUCUUUUGUCUACAUUUAAACCAUCCUUUUUGGCCCCAGAACUGCCGGCAGUUGCGGAAUUUUCAUCAGGGGAAACAAUGGGACACUCGGCUGACAGGUUGGCCUCGGCGUUUAAUGUAACACGCAAGGAACAGGAUGACUAUGCCUUAAGAUCUCAUACACUGGCGAAGCAGGCUCAGGAUAAUGGCUAUUUUACCGAUAUGGUGCCCUUCAAAGUUCAAGGCAUUGAUAAAGUAGUCGACAAGGAUAAUGGCAUACGUGUCUCUACACCUGAAAGCCUAUCAAAGUUGCGCCCCGCUUUUGUGAAGCCCUAUGGCACAAUUACAGCCGCCAAUGCUUCAUUUCUGUCUGAUGGUGCUUCAGCUUGCAUUAUCAUGACGGAGGAAAAGGCAAAGCAGCUGGGUCUUAAGCCCAAAGCAUAUUUACGAGAUUUUCUGUAUGUGUCCCAAGAUCCAAUUAAUCAACUGCUUCUGGGUCCCGCUUACGGCAUACCCAAACUUUUAAAAAAAGCUGGGCUUACAUUGAACGAUAUUGACUCUUGGGAGAUACAUGAAGCUUUUGCUGGUCAGAUUGUUGCCAACUUGAAAGCCUUGGAUUCAGAGUGGUUCUGCAAAACGUAUUUGGGCCUGAGAGAAAAGGUUGGCAGUCCAGACCUAAGCAAAUGGAACAAUUGGGGUGGAUCCCUUUCAAUUGGCCAUCCGUUUGCCGCCACGGGUGUGCGGCUCUGCAUGCACACCGCCAAUAGAUUGGUGCGCGAGGAUGGAAAGCUUGGUGUUGUUGCUGCAUGUGCCGCGGGCGGACAAGGUGUAGCUAUGCUCAUAGAACGUUAUCCAGGUGCUACAGCAGACUAAAAAAUUUAAAAAACUUUUUAUAAACUUUUACAUAAACUU
Molecule: messenger RNA, 1511 nt
Organism: Drosophila busckii
Lineage: Eukaryota; Metazoa; Arthropoda; Insecta; Diptera; Drosophilidae
Gene: Mtpbeta
Product: trifunctional enzyme subunit beta, mitochondrial
Exons: 7
Coding region: 66-1472 (468 amino acids)
Biological process (GO): fatty acid beta-oxidation
Molecular function (GO): acyltransferase activity, transferring groups other than amino-acyl groups
Source: RefSeq, a predicted model, not a curated record